AUGGCAGAUUACUACUACUACAACAAUCCUUAUUCUUCUCAACCUCGUUUAUCCCUACACUUCUGUUUCUUCUUUGCUGUGCUAUUCAUGUUUGUGGGCAUCACAUGGUACAUCAACUAUGGGCAUAUUCUUGAGGCCAUUAUAGACCAGAUCAAGCUGCUACUAAUGGUGUCUCCUCUGCUUCUUCUCCUUGUUCUUCACUUGCUUUCAUGGCUUGACAUGUCACUCUUCUUCAUUCCAUUACCGCGCCAAGAUUCCUACCGGAGGAGUGGGGGAACUCCCUGGGGUGUUGGGUUGUUCCUUGUGAUCCUCAUGUUCAUGUUGUCUUAUCAGUCUGAUCUUCGCGAACGCCUGUUCCCUCUCCUCAGCAAAUGA
Ipomoea triloba (trilobed morning glory) is the source of this 375-nucleotide messenger RNA. RefSeq lists its product as uncharacterized. Lineage: Eukaryota; Viridiplantae; Streptophyta; Magnoliopsida; Solanales; Convolvulaceae. The transcript has a single exon. The record is from RefSeq and is a predicted model, not a curated record. The coding region runs from base 1 to 375 and encodes 124 amino acids.